GAGGGGGUGGGUGUUUGGAGGAGGGACUCCAUCAUUUAGAGAAGUGAACAGUUCCUGGUUUACCAGUGAAGAAGAAAGAGAGGCAGCGUUAAACCAUCAGAUCCUCCAACAUGAACGUCUGUCAGUCUCUGAUCUGCUUCUUCUUCCUCACACUGCAGGAUGGAAACAUUGGUCUCAUCAAUGCAGAAAUCAUCAAGAGUACAGGAACUGAAGGAGGAAACAUCACAGUUAGAUGCUCCUUCACUUUCUCUGGAAAGAGGAGGAUCUUCUGUAAGGAUGAAUGUAAAGAAGGAGAAAUUCUCAUUGAGACAGAAGAGGACACAGCUCAGAGAGGCAGAUACAGCAUCAGAUAUGAUGGAGGAAUUUUUCCAUUGUUUGAGACAGUUCUGUAUGUGAGCAUCAGAAACCUAACUCAUUCUGACUCAGGACGGUACAGAUGUGGUUUGGACAGAUCUUUCUUCCCAUCAUCAUACCAGGAGAUUGAGAUCCGAGUUACAGAUGCUCCAACCUCUCCUCUCAGACCUUCUUCACCAUCAGUCCCAACAGCCUCCACACUGAUGACAUCACAGAGUUUAAGCUCCACACCUUCAUCAGCCUCCACACUGAUGACAUCACAGAGUUUAAGCUCCACACCUUCAUCAGCCUCCCCUGAAGCCAGUAAGCAGCCUCGACAGAAACACACAAGUACUCUGCUGUAUGUGGGUCUGACUCUGGUCGUCUUCUUCAUCAUGUUAUCAGUAGCUUUGCUGAUUUUCUGCAGGAUGAGAGCCAGGAAACCCAAAGAACCUCCUCUGGAAACUGAGUACUCUAAUGUCACAAAGGCCAACAGAGUGUAUGAGGAGAUCAGAGAGGACAGACAGAGCACAUCUCCUCCUGUAGAAGUGUCUACAGUUUACACUUACGCCAAAUACACCAAACCAGAUGGAGUGGAAACCACAGAGGAGUACAGCUUAGUCACUGCACCCACUUCUCAGAAGAAAACUGAAGACGACCGGAGUGACCUCACCUACUCUGAGCUGGAUGUUCCCAACGGUACAGCUGCCUCGCUGCACAGCGCCCCCUGUGGUGACGCAGAUAACGUGGUCUACUCUGUUCCUCGGGUAGAAGCCAGCUCGGCCGGCAGCCACGCCCAAGACGCUUCACCUCCUCUGUACUCUACUGUUACUUUACAUCAGCUGUAGCUUCAACACUGUCAGCGCCACAUUUACUCUCUCAGGAGCCAACAGGGGACACAAAGUGAUUUGAAUGAGUCACAUUCACUCAAAGAAAUCUGAAAACUAUGUCAGUUACAGCUCACAUUAUGUGAAGAUGAAAUGUUUUUUAUUAGCUCUAUGUGUUUAUUGUUUUUGCACAAAUGUAUCUGUUCUUAUAGCAGUUAUAUAUUAUAUUAUUAUAUAUUGUAUUUAUUCUGUAUUUUUCAAACUAUAGUGGAUGUGUUUAGGUGCUGAAUCCAGUCAUCAUGAGAACAAUGGCCUGUACACAGCUAGCCACCUGUAAGGUCACCCACCUGUCACUCAACGCAGCCACACCCUAAUUAUGCAGAACUUUGAAGCUGUGAUAGGCAGUAAUUUUUGGGCAUUAUUGGGCAAACAUUCCAUAUAUCCAUUCCAAUAUUCCAAUCAUCUUUCAGCAUAUUGUAAUUCAAGUGCUCUGACAGAAAACUAGACUUCUGCACCUCCUCUAGAAAAUCUAGCCUGUGACGGGAGACUUUGGCCAAUCACAGGUCAUUUCAGAGAGAGAGAGAGAGAGAGAGUUCCCAUUGGCUGUUCUGUUGCAUGCAUUGCCCAGGUGACAGAGAGGGGAGACAGAGAGCUGCAGGAAGAGGUCUCACUCUACUUCAAAUUCUGGCAUUUUUUCUUUUCUUUCUACCCCCUGCAGCUUUAAGCUCUCAUAUAAUUUAAAGAGUUAUGAAAGAAGGAUUACACUGUACCAAUUGUUACUGCAUACUUUCUAUAGACACAAAACUGUAACAACUUUUUAAAUAAUAAUAAAUCAUAUUCUUCAUGUUGCAUAAAGUAUCAGUUUUCUACAGAAAAAUGAAAAUAAAAAAAUGAAAAAAAUCAGCCGCCAUUUAGGUUUUUUCUAUUAAAACACAAUGCCUAAACGGAUUUCUGAAAAAAAGUUGAUCAUUUGAAGCUGGUUAAACUGGUAGAUAAAAAUAAAGAAUAAACAUAAAAG
Molecule: messenger RNA, 2178 nt
Organism: Sander lucioperca (pikeperch)
Lineage: Eukaryota; Metazoa; Chordata; Actinopteri; Perciformes; Percidae
Product: CMRF35-like molecule 9
Exons: 7
Coding region: 111-1181 (356 amino acids)
Cellular component (GO): plasma membrane
Molecular function (GO): transmembrane signaling receptor activity
Source: RefSeq, a predicted model, not a curated record